AAGAUGUCACGCAAUUCGAGUCUCGACGAUUCGGAGAAGGGGCUACUCGAUGAUUCCAAUGUCGAAGAUACCCAACAACCCGUCCGUAGAGGAGACAAGCUUGUCUCCAUCCACGGAAUGCUCGCCAUCUUCAUACAUACUGUCAUAGCACUUGGUUAUAUGACAGCACUCUACUUUUACAUGCGUACACCAGAACCACAAGACCGUCUUUACUCACCUGCAAAUGCUGCUCUGAAGUUCGAGAGCCGAACAGUGCAUGGAGAACUGGAUGACAACAAUCCGUACAAAGGACCACCUUCUCCAGAACUUGAUGCCGCAUGGCAUGACCUUCUUGCACCAACUGCAAUUCGUGCGUCCAAGGAGGACAUGGACCGAAUGAACCGAACAUCCAUUCCACUUGAAGAUGGUUCGGGGUACUUCGUAACGCUAGAUGUUUACCAUCAAUUGCAUUGUCUGAAAUACAUUCGACAUUCGAUUCAUCCCGAAUACUAUACCAUCAAUGAAUCGAAUAAAGAGGAGCAUCUCGACCAUUGUCUGGAUGUGAUCCGCCAGUACAUCAUGUGCAAUGCGGACGUUACUGUUAACACUUACACAUGGCGAGACGAUAAGCAGAAGCCAUGGCCAGUAUUCACAAGCAAACACAAGUGCGUAGAUUGGGAUGCGCUUCAUGGUUGGGCUUUGGAUCACUCAUUCGAUGGAUUUGAUCCAGCACUAAUUCGUCAUCCGGGGUCGAAGCAUACUAGAUGA
This is a messenger RNA of Aaosphaeria arxii CBS 175.79, 747 nucleotides long. RefSeq lists its product as uncharacterized. NCBI's taxonomy places the organism in Eukaryota, Fungi, Ascomycota, Dothideomycetes, Pleosporales. The record is from RefSeq and is a predicted model, not a curated record. Bases 4 to 747 code for a protein of 247 amino acids. Gene Ontology annotation, biological process: mycotoxin biosynthetic process. The transcript is spliced from 5 exons.